AUGGAUUAUCUGACCACCAUACUUGCUUUUUCCCUUUUACUUUACGCCCUUUCAUGGAUAUCAAGAACGAGCAAGAAAAAAGCAGCACCGCAAGCUGGAGGUGCAUGGCCUUUGAUCGGCCAUUUGCAUCAAUUAGGAGGGCCACAACCACCGCACAUAGUUUUAGGCAACAUGGCUGACAAAUAUGGGCCAAUCUUCACCAUUAAGAUGGGACUGCAUCGAGCUCUAGUUGUAAGCAACUGGGAGAUGGCAAAAGAAUGCCUUACUACCAACGACAAAGCCUUCGCUAAUCGUCCGAAUUUUCUAGCUGGUCAGAUUUUGGCCUACGAUGGGGCUAUGCUAGGGUUUAGUCCGUACGGCCCGUACUGGCGUCAACUGCGCAAGACAGCCACACUGGAGCUUCUCUCAAGCCAUAGACUCGAAAUGCAAAAAGCCGUAAGAGAAUCUGAGAUAAGGUUGUCUCUGAAAGAGUUGUACAAAUAUUGGGAUCGGAAGAAAAGUAGCUCAAAAAUUAGUAAGGUUCUGGUAGAGAUGAAGAGUUGGUUUGGAGACAUAACCAUAAAUGUUAUUUGUCGGAUAAUUGUCGGUAAAUCUGUGGGAUAUGCCACCACAAAUGGGGAUGAAGAUGAGAGUACUGAAUCCUGGAAAAAACAAUUGAGUGAGUUUUUUGAUUGGACAGGGAGGUUUGUUCUGUCUGAUACGCUGCCAUUUUUGAGGUUUUUAGACAUAGGGGGACCAGCGAGGACCAUGAAGAAGAUAGCAAAAGAUUUAGACCAUGUUGUUGAAGGUUGGUUAGAGGAGCAUAGGCAGAAGAGAGUAAAUGGUGAUCAGGUAAUUAAGGGAGAGGAGGACUUCAUGGAUUUGAUGCUAUCCAUUUUUGAUGAAGCACAUGCAGCCCAAUUAGGUCGAGAUUCUGAUACCCUCAUCAAAGCCACAUGCCUGGCCCUUAUUUUAGCUGCCUCAGAUACCACAAUGGUCACUUUGACAUGGAUUCUCUCUUUGCUAGUCAAUAAUCCGAAGCUAACAAUGGCUACUCUGCUGCAUGGGUUUGAUUUUGCAACCCCAUCAGAUGAACCGAUUGAUAUGACUGAGAGCAUUGGAUUAACCAACGUUAGAGCCACUCCACUCCACGUUGUUCUGAAUCCACGUCUUCCCGCUCACCUCUAUUUAUAA
Messenger RNA from Dovyalis caffra, 1173 nucleotides. Lineage: Eukaryota; Viridiplantae; Streptophyta; Magnoliopsida; Malpighiales; Salicaceae. The record is from the annotation of a GenBank genome assembly.